Molecule: messenger RNA, 5079 nt
Organism: Leishmania mexicana MHOM/GT/2001/U1103
Lineage: Eukaryota; Euglenozoa; Kinetoplastea; Trypanosomatida; Trypanosomatidae
Product: putative DEAD/DEAH box helicase-like protein
Exons: 1
Coding region: 1-5079 (1692 amino acids)
Cellular component (GO): nucleus
Molecular function (GO): nucleic acid binding; ATP binding
Source: RefSeq, a predicted model, not a curated record
AUGUCCACUCCCGCUGCAAAGUGCCUCGGCGAGCUUCUUCACUUCUUGCCGCACCGCUGCUUCACCAAGGUGCAGGAGUCCGUCAUCCCAGUCUUGUUUACGAAUGACCAAAACUGUCUUGUGGCCGCGCCAACUGGUAGUGGGAAGACGGUCCUGCUGGAGGUGGCGAUGCUACGGCUCUUUCGCAAUGUUCUCGCCCCCCGCGAUGACGCCGGCGCGAUGGCAACAGCGGAAGACGGCGAGACCCGCAGCUCUUCUGGGCCACUGCAGCAGCGAAAACGGAAGGCGGUGUACAUCUGUCCCAUUAAGGCGCUCGCGAACGAGAAGUACGAACACUGGCGUGCCCAAUUUCCGACCUUGACGGUUGUGAUCGAAACGGGCGAUCAGCAGCAGCAACAAGCAGACCAGCAGGAGCGCUCGUGUGUCACAGCGUCCACGACCGGUGAUGCCCGAGGACGCGACGGAUUGGAGAACAUGGUAUGCGUCUCACAGGCUGACAUUCUCGUCACGACACCGGAGCGGUGGGACAGCAUCACGCGACGCUGGAAGGAGAAGGAGGUGAUGGCAAUCGUGAACUCCGUCGGCCUCCUGCUCUUAGACGAGGUGCACACGGUGCAAGAGGAGCGUGGCGCCGCCAUGGAGGCCAUCGUGAGUCGCGUCAAGGUCAUUCAAGCGUCGUCGAGUGCUAUGCAUCAACACUCAGCGACGGAGACGGCGCCCACACGCAUUAUUGCGAUUAGUGGUACGCUGCCCAACAGUCGCGACCUUGCCGAGUGGCUGGAGGUGUCGCCGGAAAUGACAUUCGCCUUCGCUCCGAGUGACCGCCCGGUGCCGCUGACGAUACGUGUGAUCGGCUACGCGCACGACUCACCAAACCCGUUUGCGUUUCAUCGCUUCCUUUCCUUCAAGAUAUUCGGCUUCAUGCAGCAGUACAGCCAAGGUAGGCCAACGCUCGUUUUUUGUGCCUCGCGGAAGGAGACGAUGAGCUCGGCGCAGCGCAUCGUUGAAGACAUCCGCGAUGCCGCGGCUCGCCAGGGGCAGUUGGCGCAGCUAGAACCCUCUGCAGAAGCGCAGCAGCGGAUGCAGCAGGCUAGCGACAAGCAGCUACGCAGCUGCCUGAUGAUGGGUGUCGGCUUUCACCACGCCGCCAUGACCAAGGAAGACCGUCAACUCGUGGAGCGGAUGUUCCGCGAGCAGUACAUUGUGGUCGUAUGCGCCACAACAACCCUCGCCUUGGGUGUGAACUUUCCCGCGCAUCUUGUUCUGAUCAAAGGAACUACUUUUUUUUCGAGCGGGCGGUGCCAGGACAUGCCCGUGUCAGAGGUGAUGCAGAUGUGCGGGCGCGCCGGUAGACCUGGCUUCGACACGCACGGCGUGGCGCUAGUGCUCACCAUGCAGCGCAGCGUGCACCUGUACGAGACACUCACUAGCGGCGCAGUGACGCUAAACUGCGUUGAGAGCCACCUGCACCGGCACAUGAUCGAGCACGUCAACGCGGAGGUGGCGCUGCGCACCAUCCACAGCUUCCCCUCCGCCAUGGAGUGGGUGAAAACGACGUUCUUUUGGAUCCGUCUGCGCAAGUGUCCGGCGCACUACGGACUGGAGUUCGCGAACCGAGCCGAAGAGCUGGAGUUCAACGCGGAGGCGUUCGUGGAGGCCCUCAUGGAGCGCGCUCUGCGCGUGCUCAUGGAGGAAGGUUGCGUGCGUCUGAGUCAGUUGGAGACGUUGGUGCUCUCGGCGGCGAGAAGGAUGGCCGCGCCCGUCGCCACCGGCGACAUGGACGACAUUAAGCAUCCCUCUGCUGUCUUUGAGGCAACGCGGCUGGGAAGGGCCAUGUCCCGCAUGUACAUCCUGUUUGACACAGUGUGCACGCUCAACGCGAAACUGAAGGACCGCGGGGCAGCGAGCACGAACGGCCACGAGCCCGAUGACGACUCUAGUGUGGACGCGUGUGCCAGUGCCAUAGACGUUGGGGUAAAGACAACGAUGCAGACAGGCCCUAUGAUCGUCGCAGAGGCGCCCGAGUACUCGUCCGCGAAGAUGGACACCUCAUCAGAAGAUGUGCAACCGAACAGUACCGCAGCAGACGUGACCAUGUGCUCGUCAAGGCGACGUAUGAUGCCCUUCAAUUUUCGGGAGGCUCUCCAGCUUCUCUGCCACUGCCAGGAGCUUGUGGAGGUUCGCCUGCGUCAAGGUGACCGCGGCCCGCUGAACGAGCUGAACAAGACAGUGAAGUACCCGCUACAUAGCGGACGCCGCGGCGGGCGAGAGGUCCGGGAGGACUGGCAGAAGGCCUAUGUACUGAUUCAGGUCCACAUCGGGUUGCUUCCCCUCACGGAGGUCUCCCUCCGGAACGACUCUCUGCGCCUUUGGGCGGUUGUGCCCCGCGUGUCGCGCUUUCUGGAGGAGUACGCAUGGGCCGCCACCACCUCCUACAGUUUAGCCGCGCAUGCAAACCUGCUGGCCCGCUGCAUCGAGCGCCGUGUCUGGCCAGACGGGCUCGUGCUGCGCCAGCUCAAACAUGUGAAUGACUCCGUGGCGAAAGCUCUGCUGCGGUGCGGGUACAGCACGUUUGAAAGCCUCGGCGGUGUCGACCCACGCCAGCUGGAGGUGCUGUGCAGCCGACUGCCGCCUUUUGGCUCACAAGUACUGAGCGAGGUGCGACGUCUGCCAAGGAUAUCGUUGGACAUCAGCUUUUUGGCUUCGGCGGCGGAGUCUGACGGCGUAGACAACCAACAUCGUGUCUUGAGUGGCGUUGUGCAGCUCACGUUGUCUCACGGUACAGAGGCGGUGACGGACGAAGGUGUCUUCACGGCGGUGCGGGGGCAGGGCUCCGAGACUGCCUCACCGAAGGCUGCAGGUGGGCAACCACAUCUGCUCAGCGACGUGGUUGCACUUAAUUCGACGCGUAUUCUUCUUCUUGUUGGAAUGCCUGGCGAAGAUCGCGUGCUCUUGAAACGGUUUGUGCCGUUCUCUGCCUUUGGUUCACCGAGCGCCACCCGGAGUACCUCAGGGGUCGCUCUUGACGCGACAGCAGAUGGUCGAGGUGCGUGGACGCUAUGCUUCCCUUUUGUUUCUCCGCCAUUAUCGCGUGGCACCAGCAGUGGUGGUGGUGGCAGAGGUAGGCGAAUCGAAGCUCGGUGUCUGGUGCUGCGAGUUGUGGGGAUGGACACUGUGACGGCGCGCGAUGAGGAAUUCUCCUCCGCUCGCGGUGACGCUGCGAGCGAGAGCAUCCACAAGCCAGCACAGAAGCCAGUGGCCAACGCUAGCGUGCCGUUUACCGCGCCAAAGGACAUUGCGCUUCUUCCUCACACGAAGGCGCCGCAGACAGCGCUGUCCGUCCGAGUGGCGUCCGAGGCCCGCGCCACGUUUAACGAGCUACUGGAGGACCUCCAGUACGUCGCAAGUGCGGGAGACCCCACUAAGCCCCACCGCACCGCACCACGACAACCACCCGUCUCACGCAAGCGCGUUCGUAUCGACCAAAACGCAUGUCGUGCUGCGGAGGACGAGCAAGGGACGCAGAAAAAGGAGACGCGCCGCUCAAAUGACAAUACUGCCGCCAUGUCGCCGCCCUCAGCAACGGCAAACGCCACCUCUCUCCUACCAGUCCCAGGUGCGCCAGAUCUGCGUCACGCAGAUGUGAGUGGCUCCGCCGGUGCAGCGACGGCUGAGGCGUCCCAAGAGCGCGCAGCUGCGGGCGGGUCGUCUCUAAACUCCGUGCGUUCCUCGCCUGAGCAUCGUGCUGAGAAAGGGGCCAGCGUAGAGGAACCCUUGCGUGACCAAAACACUCCGCAGCGUCUCAGUGAGUUCCCGUCGAAGCCGGUGCGCGAAUCGCCAUCACCGCGGCAGAUCCGACUCUGCCCCUCCCCGGAGAUAGGAGCCGCGGAUGCCCUUGCUGCAUCAACGCCAUCUGCGGCACACCAGCGAGUGGCACGAGUUCGUCUACAGCCGUGCACCUCGCCUCCAGCGUCCCGACCUCCUGACGUCGGCGGCGCUUCCCCACGCGCUUGUUUUUCGGCACCGCAACGAGAGAUACUAUACUCUACCCCGCAGGCAGCUUCGUUGAAGCCAGUGCACCCUCACGCCUACGGCGACACACCUCCGUAUGCCACAACGUCAGUGGACCAGUGGCGUACAUAUCCCUUGAGACGCAUGACUCCGUGGAGCGGGCAAUGGCACUCUUCGAUGGUGGCACCAGCGCCGCCCCCGUCCAGUCGCUUCGUGGUACGCGUGCCGCCACCUCACGCCUCAUCUCUUCACUUUGGCAGAGACCGCAUGCACGGCAGCGCACGCCAGCCGAGCGACGUAGUGGAACCGCAGGGGGCGUUCUACUACUCACUGGACCCAGAGCAGGCGCCGCCAGACAUGCGCUACGCUGUCAGUGGCGUGCAAGGCGAGUGCUGGCCCCCUGGCUAUAUGCAGGACCCGAGCUGGAUGAAUGGUGCCGUUGCAUCCUCGCACCCGUACCCCUAUCGCACGCCUUCCAUGGUGACUCGGCCAGCCAACUGCGGGCCGAUGCUUGCACGGCCGAAUAGUGUUGGGCAUCUGCCAGCUCAGUGGGAACACGUUGCCGCCGCUCCUGCGUCGCGCUUUUCGGAGCAGCGCCCGUCGUCCUUCUUAGCGUCUCGGCCGCUAUUUGAGUUCGCUGAGGAACACCAGCAGAUAUGGCAGACAGGCUCCCGACUGUUUAGCUACCCGCCUUCCCCGGUGCCCAGUGUAUCGUUGCCGCAUCAAGCUUCUUCGUCGACCCCAUACACCGUGUUACAAACUCAGGCCUGGCCUCGUCCACUGCAACCACCGGUUUACGACCCUCGUGACUGGCAUCCGUCCGCAUCUAUGCAGCGCGAGCGUGUGCCUCCGUCGCUGUGGAUGCCGCUGACCCAUGAGCAUCAGAAGCAGCGCUUUGCUAUGACGGAGGGUGAUCUGCGUGCAAGAGAAGCCCCCUCAGACAUGCCUGUGAGCCGCGCGGACGCGUCUGUUGCACGGCCCGCAUCGAUGCCCACCAGUGACCGUGGCAGCUUUCCCUCUCGCGUUCGUCGCCGCUCCUCAAUGGUGGCCCAAUCGUGGUGGCAGUGA